Messenger RNA from Hansenula ciferrii, 456 nucleotides. RefSeq lists its product as uncharacterized. The transcript has a single exon. NCBI's taxonomy places the organism in Eukaryota, Fungi, Ascomycota, Saccharomycetes, Phaffomycetales, Wickerhamomycetaceae. The record is from RefSeq and is a predicted model, not a curated record. The coding region runs from base 1 to 456 and encodes 151 amino acids.
AUGUACGCUCUAAAACAAAUCAUCGCUUUAACUGCUUUAUUACCAGUCAUCUUAGCUGCUGUUAAAGAAUUACCAUCAAAAGCAUAUAUUGCCCAAGGUGGGAAAGUUCAAUUUGAUUUAAAUGUUAAAAAAGAUGAUUUACCAGGUGGUCCAGGUACCUUUUUAGUCUCUGCUGUUGCAUCAUCAAGAAAUCCAAAUCAAAUCACUUUAGAUGAUAAAUCUGGUUCAAUUAGUGAUUCAUUAUCUUCAAAUUUUGUUAAAAUUGAUGAUACUUCAGUUAUUGCUUCUUAUCAUUAUAAUGGUGAAGGUGAUGUUAGUGUUAGCUAUCAAGGUGAAUCUUCAAGUGGUCAAACUUCAGGUGCUGGUAUUAAAUUUAUUGGUUCAUUUGUUGAAGAUUCAGUUUCUGGUAGACCGGUUAAUGAUAUUUAUAACUUUGAUGCUAAUUCAUCAGCUUAA